CUGGUUUCCAGCAGCUCCCACACCUGCUGCCUACUCUGGUUCCAAGCCUUCAGCAGCCCUCUCCCCAGCACUCAGGAUUGUGCGGUGUUUCCAGCCUCCUCUCUGCUACUUCUGAGUCUCCCUUGGCUUUUUGUUUGCUUCUGGAGACAGGGUCUCACUGUGUAGCCCUGACUGCGCUUGACCUCACAGAAAUCCAUUUCUACCAAUAGGGCAGGGCUGGGCUUUCCUGGUUAAAAUCUCGGGGCUCCUGGCCUAGGAAAUGGGCACCACAAUAUGUUAAGACAAACAUAAAAUGUCCAGCCCAGUGAGGACAAGGAUCGCAAUGGGGCCCCUUGCCUCAGAGAUGGGGAACUUGGGGGCACGUGACUGACCCAAGCCAUUAAGCUCAGCAGAAGAGGGAUUAGUUUAGUCUUGACCUUCAAGCCUGUUCUCAGUCCCUGGACUAUGUCUGAUGACAAUGUGUGGCAAACCCAUAAACUGUGACUACCUGCUCUACGGGAGCCUGGGGCUGGGAGGACUCCUGCUGCUGCUUGUUGCCAUCCUAUUUACCUGCCUGUGCCGCCUCAGUCAGAAAGUGAAGAGACUGGAAAGGAAUGCCUAUGUCCUGGGGCAGGAGCCCCACUAUGCAUCUCUCCAGAAGCUGCCGGCGUCCAGCAGUGAUAUCACAGACAGAGAGGAAGGUGAAGGCGUGAAAGAAGACCACAACACCGACUAUGCCUGCAUCGCCAGAAACAAACCCACCUGAACGCCCCCAAAUGUCUCUCUCGCCUGAGUGCGUGCUCAGUCACCCUGGGUUCACCUAGUAAAGUCUGGCUCCCCGCUUCUGC
This is a messenger RNA of Apodemus sylvaticus (European woodmouse), 827 nucleotides long. RefSeq names its product leukocyte specific transcript 1 (gene Lst1). The transcript has 4 exons. Gene Ontology annotation, cellular component: membrane. The record is from RefSeq and is a predicted model, not a curated record. Gene Ontology annotation, biological process: immune response; dendrite development; cell morphogenesis. The coding region runs from base 452 to 745 and encodes 97 amino acids. Lineage: Eukaryota; Metazoa; Chordata; Mammalia; Rodentia; Muridae.